GGAAACCUGUAAAACAUCAGGACCACAUGCUGUCAACCUGUGGACACUGGAGGACCAUAUAGGACCAAGGACAGUGUCCAACCUGACGCCCUCAAAGCUCCAUGCAAACAUGCAUUUCUAUAUUAUUGGACUUUAUCUAAGACAGGGUUUUGUAAAAGGUCUGAGAGGAGAAUUAAUUUGUGGUUGACCCCUGGGCAGGUCACAUGUCUCUCAAACAUGACAGGAGACAGUGAGUCAAAAUGUAGUUUUAUUAUUCGAGCUUAUGUCUUAGUCACAUGAUGGAUAUUCCUCAUAAAGUUGUAUUUAGUUGCUGUUUCUGCAGCGGAGGACUGUUGAUCUGGACCUGAUGGAACUCUGAGAUGGCCCAACGGUGCACCUACAGCAGCGUCCAGAUCCCGGACCCUUACCGGCCCGGCGUCUGGACCACCUGCAUCAGGAUCACCAGUCCAACCUCCCUGAUCGGCUCCUCAUCCGGGCCCCCACCUGACUACGACCCUGGCAGCAGGGUUACAGUCACUCCAACCAGGAGCACGGCGGGUCGUCGCUUCACCUGGAGGGCUUUCCUCAUCCAGGACCCCAACCUGCCCGGCGGCCCCCGGAUCAUCCUCCGUAGGACCCCAGCCUCAAAACCCAGGACUGGCUCCUCAACUCUCUGUGACCCUGGGUCUUCUGCUACGUCUCCUCCUUCCUCUUCUCACUCCUCUUGUAUCUUCUCCUCUCCCUCUUCUUCAAGCUCCUCCUCUAGCUCCUCUUCUAGCUCUUCCUCUAAAUCCUCUUCUAGUUCCUCCUCUAGCUCCUCCUUCAGCUCCUCUUCUAGUUCCUCUUCUUCAAGCUCCUCCUCUAGCUCCUCCUUCAGCUCCUCUUCUAGUUCCUCUUCUAGCUCUUCCUCUAAAUCCUCUUCUAGUUCCUCCUCUUCCAGCUCCUCCUCUUCCUCUUCUUCAAGCUCCUCCUCUUCCUCUUCCCGUAGCAUCCCCCCAACUUCCCCCCAAAGACGACGCAAGAGAAGCUCCUCUGAUCCACCUGAGGGACCAGGUGAGUGUUUUAAGGUAAGUCCCAGUGAGCGUCGUGGGCAACCUGAGCCAGAAUCGAGAAACCAGUUAAACAGCUGGUGGUGCAACAGGGGCACUGAACCUCAAGGUAAGGUAAAGCACCAGGACCAAGGUGGGCCUUCAAAGGUAAGCCCACCUAAAUCACCUCAGCGACCUGGUGGACCUGUAAAGGUAAGUCCCAGUGAUGGUCGGCCGUUGUGGGACCUUCCUGAGCCGGAGUGGGCGGGACAUGAGGCUCUAUCUGGAGUGGAGGAACCAGUUCGACAGCUGGUGGUGCAACAGGGGCACUGA
Molecule: messenger RNA, 1340 nt
Organism: Anoplopoma fimbria (sablefish)
Lineage: Eukaryota; Metazoa; Chordata; Actinopteri; Perciformes; Anoplopomatidae
Exons: 5
Coding region: 360-1340 (326 amino acids)
Source: RefSeq, a predicted model, not a curated record